Caenorhabditis sp. 36 PRJEB53466 is the source of this 2842-nucleotide messenger RNA. The record is from the annotation of a GenBank genome assembly. NCBI's taxonomy places the organism in Eukaryota, Metazoa, Nematoda, Chromadorea, Rhabditida, Rhabditidae.
AUGAAUGAAUGGCAAAAAGUGAUAAACAAACAAGCGGUGAUCGUUGAGAGAAAGACGGUAGAAAUGCAAAUAAACUUACUACUGCAUAACGAACUUUUCGCGGCUUUUGGCUCAUGAGAGCAAAGUAUUUGUAAAAGAAACUGGAACAGAAAAGAAGAAAAAAUGGGAGCAGUUGUCAAAGGGAAAAACAAAAACAUUUUCAACUUUUCAGCUGGGUAAUUGGUCUGAGAAACGUGGAUGGAGCUUCGAUUCUCGGUACGCCAACCGAUGGGAAUUCGAUAUUGAUCCGGACUCGGAAGAUCUGGAGGGACUCCAUCUCCGAGUGGUCGUUUAUUUGGAGGAACCGUUUGUGAUCAAAACGGGCGACAAUCAGUACGAGGGAUUCUGCAUUGAUCUGCUGAACGAGAUGACGAAGGUCCUCAAGUUCAACUAUACGAUCAUUGAGGUGCAAGACGGAACAUAUGGAAUAGAGGUGAGAGUAGGGAAGAGGACGCCACUUGAAUGAAGGAAGGGUUACAGGACGAAUCUGGGAGGUGGAAUGGGAUCAUCGGAGCACUUCAGAGGCACGAGGCCGAUCUGUCACUCUCUGCAGUUACGAUCACUUAUAGCAGGGCAGAAGUUGUUGGUGAGCAAUGUUUCUGAGGGAAAUUAACACAAUUCAAAUAAAAUUUCAGACUUUACACUUCCAUUUAUGCACCUCGGAAUAUCCAUUCUUCUUGCCAGAACAUCCGAAGAAACGGACAAAGGUUCACUGUGGACUUUCCUGGAGCCGUUGUCUCUGACUGUCUGGGUCAGCCUGCUCUGCAGCUAUUGCAUCGUCUCCUAUUCAAUGCAUUUGCUUGCCAAGUUCUCACCGUACGAAUGGUAACUUCACGAGUACAAAUGUUGUGAAGAUUGCCCCUUUUUUCAGGUAUAACAUUGAGCGCAUUGACGAACGAGACUUUGAGAACAUUAAAAACCAAAAGAAUCAGUUCACAGUGCUCAAUUCGUUCUGGUUCACAAUGGGAUCUUUGAUGCAGCAGGGAUCCGACGUGAUCCCGAGAGCCGCGGCCACCAGGCUCAUUGCCGUUGUGUGGUAAGUUCAAUGAGACCACUUUCAAACGGAAUAAGCGUCCUUCUUCCAGGUGGAUGUUCACUCAAAUCAUAAUCUCUUCUUAUACUGCCCAAUUGGCUGCCUUCCUGACCGUGGAGAGAAUGUCCACACCGAUAGAAAGUACGCAGGACUUGGCCAAUCAACAGAAAAUAGAUACGGAGUACUCAAAAGCGGGUCGACUAUGGACUUCUUCCGCGAGAGCAAGAUACCGAUGUACGAGCGGAUGUGAGUGAUCUCAGCCAUUAACGCUUUGAGGAAUGAGCUCUUUUUGCAGGUGGUCAGUGAUGGAAUCUUCCUCGCCCGGAGUGUUUGUAAACAGUUCUCGGGAGGGAAUUGCACGGGUCAAAUCGGGUGGAUACGCGUACAUGAUGGAGAGUUCAAUGCUCGAAUAUUACCUGGAAAGAGAUUGCGACCUGCAAAGCAUAGGAGGUUUACUCGAUUCGAAAGUAAGACAAUAGCCCAUUCCAAAGAAUUUGAGGACAUUCUUCAGGGUUACGGUAUUGCUCUUCCGAAAGGAUCUCCGUUACGAGACAUAUUAUCAAGAACAGUUCUGCAGUUACAAGAAAGGACUAUUUUAGAAGCACUCAAGAAUAAAUGGUGGAGGGAUAUGCGAGGUUCGUAUUCUUUGUCAGGUGCUCUCACUUUUAUUAGAUUCAGAAGGUCCUUCUUGUGGUCCGCCGCCUGCGGAAAAAGCAACAAACUCGAAACCUCAGAAUAUAUUCGGUUGGUUUCAUGCCCAAUAUAAACUGACCUCAAUAGGUAACUUUCAGGAAUCUUCUACGUGCUGCUCACCGGUCUCAUCGUGGCCUUCCUUCUGGCGUGCGGAGAGUACUGCAUUGAAUCCCGGCACGACGUGUUCCGUCUCAAAUUGACAAUCUUCGGAAAGGUUCCCACCGAACUCUCAGUUCUUUUCAUUUUCUUGCUUUCAGCUCUCUGACUGGUACCGUGGCAACUCGAAAGAUUUGAAGAAUCGGAACAAAAUGAGGAAUGUGCAACUGGACACUGCCGGCCAGGAAGUCGCCAUGUGAGUCGUCCCCUUUCCUCUCGCCAUUCAUUUCAGAUCAAACUCUUAAAAUUCCGCUUCUCUCGUACAAUUAUAUUCGGUUCGAUUUCCUGCAGAAAUCCUGAUUUUGCAUGAAAAUUCGCGGCAGAAUUUUCCGAACUUUUCUUUUCAGUUUCAAUAAUAAAUUAGAAUGAAGAAAAGAGAGAUUCCCGAGAAAGGUAGGUCGAAUCGAUCGCUUCUGCAUGCAAAACCGCUUCUUCCUUGGUUUUCUUCGACCGUUUUGUUGGCUGACUCUCGAGCUUUCGGUUUUCAUUUUCAUCUUUCCUAUCCGUUUCGUUUCCCUCUUUUGGUUGGCAAAUGAGAAAACUUCCAGAGAAUUCACAAAUCACCGUUUCCAUCCACUUUUCUAACCGAAUAGUUGAAUACUCACUUUCACACACCAACUAACGCCCUAACUCUUCAGUCUUUCCUGUUCCCCGCCAACUUGUUUUUUCAGAUCCUCCCGUCCGGAUCUUCCUCUUGCACCUCCACCGCAGUCAUCUCUUCCUUCGAGACCUGAUCCGAACCGUCUCUCCAUCUCCUCCCCAGCUCCCACCAUCUGCGUCGUUUCCUGCGAUGACGGCGCUCCCGUCUGUCAGGACAGACCGCCCUCCAUCAGUCGAGCUGGGCUCCGAAGGCUCAGUCGCAUGCUUCCGGCCACGACGCACGAGCAGUUGUCCCGCUUCCGACUGGGAUCCACGUCGUGA